Molecule: messenger RNA, 345 nt
Organism: Penaeus monodon (black tiger shrimp)
Lineage: Eukaryota; Metazoa; Arthropoda; Malacostraca; Decapoda; Penaeidae
Exons: 1
Coding region: 1-345 (114 amino acids)
Source: RefSeq, a predicted model, not a curated record
AUGUGGGUACAAAUAAAUCAGUUCUGGGAGGGAAGAAUGCCAUGGAAUGGAGAAACAACUGUAAUACAAUGGAUGGAAACAAGAAACAAGAGGAUGUAUUGUGCUUUUGAGGACCUGGAGAUGGUGUGCGACAGAAUCCCGAGAAACGCUGUGUAUUUGCUCCUGAUGAAGACAGGAGUAAUGGAAAAGACAGUGAGAAUGGUGCUAGAGAUGCACAGAGAAGCAAGUACAGUGGUUAGGGCAAAGUCCGGUGAGGCAGAGGAGUCUGAAGCGGAAGUGGGGGUACAUCAAGCGUCAGUCCUUUGCCCCUUCCUGCUUGUGGCUGCGAUGCAUUCCCAGAGAUAA